Messenger RNA from Pipistrellus kuhlii (Kuhl's pipistrelle), 2572 nucleotides. RefSeq names its product plastin 1 (gene PLS1). Gene Ontology annotation, biological process: actin filament bundle assembly; actin filament network formation. The transcript has 17 exons. Gene Ontology annotation, molecular function: calcium ion binding; actin filament binding. The coding region runs from base 282 to 2174 and encodes 630 amino acids. Lineage: Eukaryota; Metazoa; Chordata; Mammalia; Chiroptera; Vespertilionidae. Gene Ontology annotation, cellular component: actin filament; actin filament bundle; cytoplasm. The record is from RefSeq and is a predicted model, not a curated record.
AGUAGUAGGCAGGACACUUCAGUGUGGGCUGCUUGCUUUCUUUGGUCAGACGCUGAAUUUGGCAGAGAAUUAUUUGAGAACAGACACAGUUUAGAAAGACUGAAUUUUAAAUCUUCUGGGUUUGUUUUCUUGGACCUCCAAAUCUCAGGUGACAAGACCAACAGAAGCAGGUAUGCAUAAACUGCAGGCUGUCAAAUACUGGUAAUGAUCAAAGGAGUGACAAGCCACUGUCCAGCCUCUGCCUGUGGUAUAAAGACCUGAGGGAAGUCUUUCCUGUCAAGAUGGAAAAUAGUACCACUACCAUUUCUCGGGAGGAGCUGGAGGAACUACAAGAAGCAUUUAAUAAAAUAGAUAUUGACAACAGUGGGUAUGUCAGUGACUAUGAACUUCAGGACCUGUUUAAGGAAGCAAGCCUUCCUCUGCCUGGUUACAAAGUCCGAGAGAUCGUGGAGAAAAUUCUAGCAGUUGCUGACAACAACAAAGAUGGCAAAAUCAGUUUUGAAGAAUUUGUCUCUCUAAUGCAAGAGUUAAAAAGCAAAGACAUCAGCAAAACAUUCCGAAAAAUAAUUAACAAGAGGGAAGGGAUUACUGCUAUUGGAGGAACUUCAUCCAUUUCCAGUGAGGGCACACAGCAUUCCUAUUCAGAGGAAGAAAAGGUGGCAUUUGUUAACUGGAUAAACAAGGCCCUGGAGGAUGACCCUGACUGUAAGCAUCUCAUACCCAUGAAUCCCAGUGAUGGAAGUCUUUUCAAAUCACUUGCAGAUGGCAUCCUUCUUUGCAAAAUGAUCAACUUAUCUGAACCAGAUACAAUUGAUGAAAGAGCCAUUAAUAAGAAAAAGCUCACCCCUUUCACUGUUUCUGAAAAUUUAAACCUAGCCCUGAAUUCUGCCUCAGCCAUUGGAUGUACAGUGGUUAAUAUUGGUGCACAGGAUCUCAAAGAAGGAAAACCUCACUUGGUCUUGGGACUUCUCUGGCAGAUCAUCAAAGUUGGUCUUUUUGCUGAUAUUGAGAUUUCCAGGAAUGAAGCUCUGAUUGCAUUGCUAAAUGAAGGUGAGGAACUAGAAGAGCUGAUGAAGCUUUCUCCAGAGGAGUUAUUGUUGCGAUGGGUGAACUACCAUUUGACCAAUGCAGGAUGGCAUACCAUCAACAACUUUAGCCAAGACAUUAAGGAUUCAAGAGCCUAUUUUCAUCUGCUUAAUCAGAUUGCACCUAAAGGUGACAGGGAUGAUGGACCUGCCAUUGCCAUUGAUCUUUCAGGAUUUAAUGAGAAAAAUGACCUGAAGCGUGCUGGAUUCAUGCUUCAAGAAGCAGAUAAACUGGGCUGCAGACAGUUUGUUACUCCUGCAGAUGUGGUUUCAGGCAAUCCUAAACUUAAUUUAGCUUUUGUAGCUAAUCUAUUUAAUACAUACCCAUGCCUACACAAGCCUGAAAAUAAUGACAUCGAUAUGAAUUUAUUGGAAGGAGAGAGCAAGGAAGAAAGGACAUUUCGAAACUGGAUGAAUUCCUUGGGGGUAAACCCUUACAUUAAUCAUUUGUACAGUGAUCUUGCAGAUGCUCUAGUGAUCUUCCAGCUCUAUGAAAUGACCCGUGUGCCAGUCAACUGGAGCCGUGUCAACAAGCCUCCAUACCCUGCCCUUGGAGGGAACAUGAAGAAGAUUGAAAAUUGUAACUAUGCAGUGGAACUUGGGAAGAAUAAGGCCAAAUUCUCCUUGGUUGGUAUUGCUGGGCAGGACCUAAAUGAAGGGAAUUCAACACUGACACUGGCAUUGGUAUGGCAGUUAAUGAGAAGGUACACAUUGAAUGUGUUAUCAGAUCUUGGAGAAGGUGAAAAAGUCAAUGAUGAAAUUAUAAUUAAAUGGGUCAAUCAGACUCUUAAAAAUGCAAACAAAAAUACUUCUAUUUCCAGCUUCAAGGACAAAUCUAUUAGCACUAGUUUACCUGUCCUAGAUUUAAUAGAUGCCAUUGCACCAAAUGCAGUUCGUCAAGAAAUGAUAAAGAGAGAAGACUUCUCUGAUGAGGACAAGCUGAACAAUGCUAAAUAUGCUAUUUCAGUUGCUCGGAAGAUUGGUGCCAGGAUAUAUGCCUUACCUGACGACCUUGUAGAAGUGAAACCAAAGAUGGUCAUGACAGUGUUUGCAUGCUUAAUGGGAAAAGGACUAAACAGAAUAAAAUAAACAUUUAAUAUUAUUUUCUGCCACAUUAACACAUGGAAUGCCUCACAGUUUACAGAAUUCUGAAAUGUAGGUAUAAAAGCAGAGAUUACUUGUAUGCUCAAAACAAUUGUAAAAUUCAUUAAUGAAUUCAGUAUCCUAUUCAUACUAGUUAGAGUUUGUCGAUCUUUUUGGAUAACACAAUUAAUUUACUAGUAGAUACUUAGAAUAUGUUCAUCAUCAAGCCGAUAUUUCACAAUUAAAUUAUCUUCAUUUUGGAAAGUCUCAUUAAAACAAGACUAAUUUAAUCUUUUUCAUGGUUCUAAAAGAGCAAUACAAUUUUUUUUGCAAGUCCUGUGAAAUGUGUUUUGAUUUGUGUUAAAUUUGAUUAUAACUGCAUUAAAAUUCAUAAUUCAGUUUCA